CACAAGCAGGGCCCAUCCACUCGUGCCCAUGACUGUGACGUACAGCAAUCGUGUUGCAGAUGCCCGACUCGGUACCUUCUCUCGCUUGCUCCUUCGUUGGCGUGGCAGCAUCUACAAACUGCUGUACAGGGAGUUCCUCAUCUUCAUCAGCUGUUACUUCAUCAUCAGUGUCACGUACAGGUUUCUGCUCAAUGAACAGCAGCGGAUUUAUUUUGAGAAGCUGGCAUUGUACUGUGAUAACUAUGCAGAGCUGAUUCCUGUGUCAUUUGUAUUAGGUUUCUAUGUCACCCUGGUGGUCUCUCGCUGGUGGGGACAGUAUGAGAGUGUCCCGUGGCCAGACCGCCUGAUGUGCCUGGUGUCCAGUAAUGUACAUGGAACGGAUGAGAGAGGAAGGAUGCUCCGCCGGACCCUCAUGAGAUAUGCCAACCUGACUGGGCUGCUCAUCCUGCGCUCAGUUAGCACCGCAGUCUAUAUGAGGUUCCCCACCCUGCAGCAUGUUGUGAAUGCAGGUUUCAUGACCCCUACGGAACGCUCAAAGUUUGACGGCCUGGUCUCCUCACACAACAAGUUCUGGGUGCCAUGUGUAUGGUUUGCCAAUCUGGCAGUCACAGCAAGGAGCGAGGGGAGGAUCCGGGACAAUGUUGUACUCCAACUUAUCCUCAAAGAGCUAAAUUCUCUGAGGACACAAUGUGGCAGGCUGUAUGGCUAUGACUGGAUUAGUGUCCCACUGGUAUAUACCCAGGUGGUCACAGUUGCUGUGUACAGCUUUUUCCUGGCUUGCCUGAUUGGCCGACAGUUUCUAGAUCCUCAGAAAGGGUAUCCAGGGCAUGAUAUGGACCUGUAUGUUCCGGUCUUCACCCUACUACAGUUUUUUUUCUAUGCUGGUUGGUUAAAGGUAGCGGAACAGCUCAUCAACCCCUUCGGCCAAGAUGAUGAUGACUUUGAGACCAAUUGGCUAAUUGAUAGGAACCUGCAGGUCUCUCUGUUAGCAGUGGAUGAGAUGCACCAAGAUGUCCCUCCUCUAGAAAAGGAUAUCUACUGGAAUGAUUCUGACCCCCAGCCACCAUACACAGCAUCCACUGUGGAAACCCGUAGGCCAUCUUACCAGGGUUCUGCAUUUGACAUUAGUUUGCAGAAAGAGGAUCUUGAAUUCCAGCCUCUUGAACAAAUCAAUGAGAAUGAGGAGGCCAAUCACUCCACCCCACUUCUGGGGCCACUUGGAAGACUGCUGGGUGUCAACUCCCCAGGCCCUCAACGUUCAACCUCCCGCCUGAGCCUGCUGAUGAGGAGAAGAAAUAGGGGCCCAGCUGGCGUUCCUCAUUUUAAUCAACGGGACCCUGGCAACAUAAAGUGUGGUGAAGCCCUCCGCGAUCUCAACGUGUUUAUGUCCACUCCUUAUUAUGAGAGGCCAGGGUUUUAUAGCGCUCCCCAGACUCCACUUAACGGGGGCCCUACAGUUUGUCCACCUCGUUUUUCUACACAUGGAAACACAACUGUGUUUACUACACAUUGGGCUAGAAAAAAAGUGCCCAUGGGUGAGGUCGCAAUGGAAUCCUCAAGUCUAUCUCCUGGAUCCAAGAACUGCUUUGUGUGGCCGCCGGGAAGCAUGGAAGAAGAUGUGGAAGGAGUUAUAAGUAAUGGUGAAAGUGUCACCACCUUGCAAUCAGAACAUUCAGGGAAUCUGCAAAGCACCGUACAGGUUCCCAGUAAGUUACCCAGGGCCCUGCGUCUCUCUUCUUUGAUUCAGGGGAAUUCUGCCCAGGCUUCACCUGAUGCCUUACAGACACCAGGACAUCGAGCACCUCAUUCCAUCUUCUCUUUUUCUCCUGUUACCUCUCCAGUUCUCCAGAGGGCAUCGCUUGCUAGGCCGGGACAGUCAGAUGGAGAAAGUGAAAUGAGCAACAAAGAGCAGCACAAAGCCCAGUGCCCCUCCUCCAAGGACUCUGGCAUUAGUCUGGCAGAAGGGGAUUUUACCGACCUAAUGGAAGUCAUAAUGGAGGAUGGGGAGAUUUCAGAGCAAUCUGAAGAAAAGAGUGGUUAAUAAAAGUAAUGCGAGUCUGUUUGGGAAAAAUAGAGAAACUCAAUACUUUCACUUGAAUUCAUACAGUAUUGAUCAUUGUAUAAUAUAU
This is a messenger RNA of Xenopus tropicalis (tropical clawed frog), 2129 nucleotides long. It is a transcript of the gene best1, whose product is annotated as bestrophin 1. NCBI's taxonomy places the organism in Eukaryota, Metazoa, Chordata, Amphibia, Anura, Pipidae. Gene Ontology annotation, molecular function: chloride channel activity; channel activity. The transcript has 9 exons. The record is from RefSeq and is marked provisional. Gene Ontology annotation, cellular component: membrane; plasma membrane. The coding region runs from base 29 to 2041 and encodes 670 amino acids.